Molecule: messenger RNA, 2079 nt
Organism: Phanerochaete carnosa HHB-10118-sp
Lineage: Eukaryota; Fungi; Basidiomycota; Agaricomycetes; Polyporales; Phanerochaetaceae
Exons: 10
Coding region: 1-2079 (692 amino acids)
Biological process (GO): DNA-templated transcription
Molecular function (GO): DNA binding; zinc ion binding
Source: RefSeq, a predicted model, not a curated record
AUGUCACCCGCCAGCGUAGACCACGCGGAUGAGGAGAGCGACGGCGAAGAAGUGCUCGUCGAAGGCUUCAAAGGCUUGAGCGUCGACUCCAAGUCUUACCACUUCCUCGGACGGUCCAGCAACUUUGCCCUUGUCAGAGCGGCAAUAGACCUCAAGAAAGGACUCGUCAACGGCUGUGAAAAACCGCGGCUGGAGGACAAUCUCCUUAUAUCCCACCGACCAGAAUUUUGGGAGCUCGCCGAGGCUCCUAUCGAGUCAGAUCCCCCAUACACCGACUUCCCCGACACCGCGAUGAUGUCCGAGCUCGUGGACAACUUCUUCCUGUGCAUCAACACCAACUUCCCCCUGCUGCACCGCCCGACCUUUGAGCGGAGCAUCCGCUCCGGCCUGCACCUCCGCGACGAAGGCUUCGGCGCGACGGUGCUGCUCGUGUGUGCCCUCAGCGCGCGCCAGUCGCCCAACCCCGCCGUGCUCGUGCCCGGCGCCCCGAACUGGCACUGGGCGGGCUGGCAGUGGUUCGAGCAGGUGCGCUCCCGGCGGAGGCUCAUCCCGAUGCUGCACACGCGGCUGUACGACCUGCAGGUCGCCACGCUCGCUGCGGCGUACGUGAGCGCGUCGCCUGUGGCGCAUCCGAACUACGCCAUCAUCGGACAUGGCAUACGGCUCGCGCAGGACCUCGGCGCGCAUAGACGGACGACGUACCCCUCGACGCCGACGGUCGAGAGCGAGCUGCGGAAGCGCGCGUUCUGGUUGCUGGUCGCCAUGGACAGGGGUAUGUGCUCCAUACUGGGCAGGCCAUGCAGCAUUCAGGAAGAAGACUUUGAUGUGGACUACCCCAUCGAAUGCGACGACGAGUACUGGGAGAUGGACGAUCCGCAGCUUGCGUUCAAGCAGCCGCCUGGGAAGCCGUCGUACACCGCGUCUUUCAACUGCAUGAUACGACUCAUGCACAUCCAUGCGUAUUGCUUGCGCGGGCUGUACUCGCUGAGGGGCUCCAAACUGCUCUCAGACCCACAGCGCGCGCAGGAACUCGUCUCCGAACUGGACUCGGAGCUGAACAGGUGGCUCGACUCCAUCCCCGAGCACCUGAAGUGGGACCCGCACCAGCCGAACGACCUCUGGGCGAGCCAGUCCGCGUCGCUCUUCGCGGCCUACUACGGCGUGCGCAUCAUCAUCCACCGCCCGUUCAUCCCGAUGCCGCGCAAGCCGUCGCCGCUCCCGUUCCCGUCGCUCGCGAUCUGCACGAACGCGGCGCGCUCGUGCGUCCAGGCGCUCGAACGCUACUUCACGCGCUUCGGGCCCGUGUUCAUGCACAACCACCACCAGCUGACGCUGUUCACGGCGGCGAUCAUCCUGUUGCUCAACAUAUGGGGCGGGCCCCGCACCGGCUCGACGGUCGAUGCGGCCAAGGAGAUGGAGGAGGUCAACAAGGCGCUGCGCAUCCUGAAGGACCUCGAGCCGCGCUGGAACUCUGCAUGCCGGUACUGGGACGUCCUGCACGACCUCAUGACCGCCGUCGACCCCGCACAGAACCAGGGCGCCCCGAGGACGCUGAAACGCCGGCGCGACGACCCCGCGCCGCUCGAAGACGGCGGCCCCUCCGUCUUUGCGCCCGCCGCCGACAGCUUCGCGUACGAGGGCGCCCCACAAGCGCGCCCCUUCCAGGCGUCCUCCGCGCCCUUCCCGCAGUCCCUCUUCGACGUCGCGCCUCCCGCGCCCGACCACGCGCUGCCGGGCAGUGUCGACGACUUUGCCUUCGGCGGCCUCUGGCGGAGUAACGGCGCGCAACAGCAGCAACAGCAGCAGCAGCCGUUCGACGCGCCGCCGCAGUCCAUGUCCGGGCCCGCGGACGACGCGAUGUCGCUCGACGCGGACCUCGAGGCGAUCUUCGCGGACCUCCUCCCGACGUCGUCCUACGACAGCCCGUUCCUCGCCGCGCCGGCGAGCCUGUUCUCGAACCACCUCUUCUCUGGGGCGGGCCUCGGCGCAGAGUUCGUCCAGCAGGAGGCGUUCGCGGCGCCGCAGCAGCCGCAGCAGCCGUCGCCGAUGUGGUCUGCAGGGCCGGAACCUCUCGCGUGA